CACAGAUAUCAGGCCGCGAGACGUCUUUCUUUCUGAUGCUCAUGCUCCCAAUUUUUGCUGUCUCCAUUUUUAUAUUACUUUUAUUAUUUAUAUCUCUACCUCUCUCUUUACUCUCUCGGUUUUCUCCACAGCGGAAAGAUUUGAAACCUCGGGGACUUUCUCUCUUCUAUGCGAUAGUUUGGUUCUCUGCGUAACUCUCCGCCGAGCCUCGGUAUACAGGGAGAGAGGCGAGAGAGCUCCUCUGACGCAAAAUCACUACUCAUGACUGCUCCCUCUCCGGCUCCGGCUCUCCCGCCGCCACUGCCGCCGCCACAGCCGCCCGGUCUUCCUGCUGCCGUUCCUCCAUCCGCGGCCUCUACUGCUCUCAACAAAUGCUUCAAUUCCGACUGUACGGAGAGCAAGUCCAAGAAAGGCUGGCGGCUGCGCUCGGGGGAGCUAGCCGAGCUAUGCGAUCGAUGCGGGAUGGCUUAUGAGGAAGGAAAAUUUUGUGAGAUUUUUCACCCACGUGCUAGUGGCUGGAGGCAUUGUGAGUCCUGUGCGAAGCGUGUGCAUUGUGGAUGUAUUGUCUCUGUUAGUGCAUUUACGUUGUUGGAUGCUGGUGGGAUUGAGUGUGUGGCUUGUGCAAAGAAGAACGUAGUAUUGUUUUAUGAUUUUGAAAUUCUAGUCUUGGUUAAUGUAACGAAAUGCUGCUGGAGAAACAUCAAAUACCGCAUGGGCACCUUUGUUUUACCAUGGAUAUGUAUCUGACAGCCUGAAGGACCUUUCAGUUAAAAACUGGAACCAUUUAGCUGGAUCAGGUCCUGUGCCAUGGAAACAAGCACCCAGUUUGUUCAAUUCUUCUAUUCCUCAGACUGAUGCGCAACCUAGGAUGCCGUAUGAUGUUGUUAGUGCCUCUGAGAGACUAUCUUUCACUUCUCAAGAAAAAGGAAAAAUUGAUUAUUUUGCUCAGAGAUUAACAAAUGGAAAUCUGAAGCUCAGUUCAAGGGACAAACCUGUGAAUGCUAAUGCAGGUGCAUCUGUUGAGGAACAACAGUCUUCUUGUGUAAGAGAAGAUCUAUCCACCCUGAAAUUUGGCAUGGUUGGAACAUAUGCAUCCACAAAUGAAGCUAAUGGAAAUUUUGGGUGCUCUGGACCAACUGCACGCGCGACGUCUUCACCACUUGUAAAGCAGAUUUCUGUUAGUUUUCAGAAUGUAAGUGAUUCACCUGUUGAACCUCGUAGUCGAGGGAGACCCCGGGCAGAUGCCCGUGGAAGAAGCCAGUUACUUCCAAGGUACUCACCAAGGUGUACUGAUGAGGAGCUGGCACAGAUAUCUGUAAAUUCAAAUUCUAUAAUAACUCCUUUGUUUGAGAAACAAUUGAGUCCUAGUGAUGCUGGACGAAUUGGACGGCUGGUGCUGCCAAAAAAAUGCGCAGAGGCUCAUUUUCCACCAAUCUCUCAGGCAGAUGGUUUACCUCUCAAGAUUCAAGAUGCUAAAGGCAAAGAAUGGAUAUUUCAGUUCCGUUUUUGGCCCAACAACAAUAGUCGAAUGUAUGUUCUUGAGGGGGUUACUCCUUGCAUACAGAAUAUGGGACUCCAAGCAGGUGAUACGGUGACAUUCAGUCGGUUAGAGCCUGAAGGGAAAUUGGUAAUGGGAUUCAGAAAAGCUUCAUCUGCUCUGUCAUCUGAUCAGGAUAAUGAAUCAAGCAAGCCUAUAACUGGGCCUUCUGGAAAUGGAGAAGUUGACCUGUUAGACCCGAGUCCAUGGUCUAAAGUUGACUAUUCAGGUUAUAUAGCAUCUUCUAAAGUAGACAAGUCAGGUUACAUAGCCAAAGAAAUUCUUGAUUCCAAACCUUUGGUGAAAAAGAGGAAGAACAGAAUAUUGGGUUCAAAGAUUAAGCGCCUAAGAUUGGAAAGUGAGGAUAUGAUAGAAUUGCAGAUAACAUGGGAAGAAGCACAGGGGCUGCUCCGUCCUCCUCCGGAAAAUAUUCCUAGUGUUGUGGUGAUUGAAGGAUUCGAAUUCGAGGAAUUUGAGGAUGCACCAGUUCUUGGGAAGCCUACACUUCUAGCAAAUGAUGAUGCUGGUCACAAGGUACAAUGGGCUCAAUGUGAAGAUUGUUCAAAGUGGCGAAAGUUACCUGCCAACGCUCUUCUUCCCUCCAGGUGGACAUGUUCAAGUAACUUCUGGGAUCCAGAAAGAUCAUCAUGCUUGGCAGAUCAAGAAGUGAGCAGAGAACAGCUCAAAGAUCUGCUGCCACCCCCUGAUCUAGCUGCUUUCAAAAAAAUGAAGACUGGUAAAUCAGAAACCACGGGUAACAACAAGGAAGAAGCUUCAGAAGAAGGGCUCGACACGCUCGCAAACUUGGCCAUUUUAGGAGGAGAAGGUGGCGGUGGGGAGGCUUCUUCUUCUCAGGCUGCGACAACAAAGCAUCCUCGACACAGACCUGGGUGCACGUGUAUCGUGUGCAUUCAGCCGCCAAGCGGCAAGGGGCCCAAGCACAAGCAGUCGUGCAUGUGUACUGUCUGCCAGACAGUGAAGCGCCGAUUCAGAACCCUGAUGAUGAACCGGUGGGAGAAGAGGCAGCAAAGGGAGGAGAAAAGAGUGGCAGCUGAAGCCAUUGCGCGGAAGAUGCAGCCGCAGCAGCACCAGCGGUCGCCAAUAAAGGAUGAUGAUGUUGAUAAUAAUGAGGAUGGUUCUCCAGCUUCAGGUCAGACCACAAAACCAAAUCCCACCACCACCGGGUCCCCUUUCAAAGGUCAAAUAAUAGACUUGAACAUCCAGCCGGAGCGGGAGGAAGAGUUUUCAGUGCCCUACACAGUGAAGCAGCAGCAGCAGAAGGCGGCGUCAUUGUCUGCCUCUGCAAACACUGAUGGUCAUCGGCAGCAGCAGCAGCCCGAGCGAGAGGUAACACUGCCACCUCCUGAUGAUGAUCCUGUAUCCAGAAGCGACCGCGUGGCAACUGAUCACACACCAUCAAUAAAUGAAGUAAGACGUGCAGCCGCAGACAGAACUUCUGAUGACGGUAGCUCCUUCAGCAACAGCAUCUGGCUAGCAAAACGAACAGAAGCUCCUCCUGCCUCUUCUUCUGCCCCAGCUACUACCGGAUAGCCCUUGGACUGGUGGCGCCAUCCGCCAACAGCAGCCUGGAAUGGAAGUCUUGUAAUAAUUUCAUGAUUGCUCCGCUCGGCCAACUUAUCCGGUAUAGCAGCAUUCUUCUUCCAAUGUGUGUACAUAAAGUGGCUGGGGAUCGGGAGAAUGGUGAAGAAGGAAGGAAAGCCGCGCGCGACGGUCUUAUCGUGAUUGUUUGCAGAGUCUAGGGUUUGAUUUUACUUGAAUUUUUUCUUGCUGGGUAGUGAGGUUGAAGCUACGUAAGUAGGGGUUUGACUGUUGUUAGGAAGCGGCUCACCUCCACCUUCCAUUGAGGAGGAUGUAAAUUGUGCAAGUCAGUGGACGUUGUAUCCUUCAGCUUUGGUUGCCUGCAUGCGGUCGAUCGCUAAAUGCAUUAUCGGCCGAGCAAGAAAGCAGCGUCAAGGAAGUUAGAUUCUCCUGUCGCUACGAUCGCCAUUGUCCGAGCUUGAAAACUGCAUUCGGAUCUGGACAGGAUCAUCUUAAAUGGAAGAAGAGUGGUGGCGAAAUGUCUUGUUAACUGAUCUCUGUUCAGCUACGAAGGGCAACUCGUAAAGCUUAUAUGUACCAGAAGGUCUAAAGGGGCCAAGGCAUCAGGCGAUGUCUGCCUGACUAUUUUUGUUAAAAGCUCCUCGUUUCUUCAUGGUAGCAGCUCUAUGCUCUAGGCCAUGAUUGGUAUCCCAGUAUUAUAUCAGCAAGAAGUAAAGGAACGUCAUAACUAGAGAGCCACCAAAUCAUCACUCCACAAUAACAACAAGUGUUUUCUAUAAUCGUGAUGUUAUUUUACAAUGAAUCAAAGAAUGAAUGAAUCUCUCAAAAUUUACUAAUACUAAUACAAUUGAUGCACUAAUAUUUAUGGUAUGGAUCACUAGGUAAGUAGUGUUUUUUCUUUCGCCUUCCAUUUCAUCAUACGAGAGUAGAACAAGCAGAGGAAGCAGGGUCGAACAGAGCAGGGAGCAAGUACUUCCUGCCGUUCACUCCAUUGGCAUUGUAGCUCGCCCCGGUGGUUGAAUCCAACAAGAGCUCCCCAGCGUAGCCAGGGUAAGCUCCCUUUCCAUAAACACCAGUACAAGCCGAUGCAGCCUCCAAUGGCGCCUCUUUGGGUCCCUGGAAGUACCCAUUCCCAAACGGAUUCGUCGCGGUUCCCGCCAACAAACUAGCCAGAUUGAUGAUGAUCCCGUCCAUUCCGACGUCGUUGUUGGGGGAAACCAGAGGAAGUGACUGCGGGCCGUAGAUCGGCUGGUGGAACGGCCACGCGCAUUGGCCCGGACACUGCUUCUCCGAAUUCCCCACCCAUAUGUAAGCGAACUUCGACACCUUUUUACCGCCAUUGAUUUUGCGAGCAGCGGCAGUGCUCAAAGAAGAUCCGUGGGUACCGCACUUGCUGGAGCAGAACCCUUCGACGGCGACGUCGGAGGAGGUCAGGACGACGUUGACGGCGUUGGAUUGGGCGCCCUUGGACGCCAAUUGAACGAUUUGCUUGGACGAAAGGGAUUUCCCCAAUGAGUAACCCUCGUCGAGGAUCUGGUUGCUCAAAGACAGCGAGAGAGAGUGUUUGUUGGAGGAUUUGAUGAGGUGGUAGUAUUUCUCAGUGGAUUUCCACCAGCUCCCGACGGUAGGCUGCUGCUUGGAUGCAGGGGAGGAGAGGGAAGCGACGAAAUCGGAGACGAUGGCGCGCUGGGAGGGCUUGAAUUUGCCGUACCAGAUUAGAUUGACGGAGAUUUUCCCAGUGAGGAGAGCGCCGUUGUGGUACUGAAAUGCCAAAUUGUCGCCGCCGUCGGCGGAUUGGUCGGCGGGAUUUAGGGUUCUGGCGGCAGAGGAGCCCCAAUGAAGCAGAGUGCAGAGGAUCAGAAUGUGGGGGAGGAAAUGGGUUGAGGGAAUCGCCAUUGAAGUUAAUUACUGUUACGAUCUCGAAGAUGUGAGAAUCAGUAGAGCUGAGAGGAGGGGAUCUUGGAGAGGGAUGUGGAGGAAACUGGAAUGGCGGGCUGCGGUAUAUAUAGGAGCUCUGUUCUGCAGAAGUAGAAGGAAGGGAGUAAAGGGAAAGGAGUGGAGCACAACUAAGUUCCAGCCAGGCCAUAACUCGUGCUGUAUUUUGGGAACGCGUAAAAGUAAAAAACUGCGUAAGCUCUGGAUAGUGGCAGGAGAUGGAGAUGGACCAACCAGC
Messenger RNA from Linum tenue, 5270 nucleotides. Lineage: Eukaryota; Viridiplantae; Streptophyta; Magnoliopsida; Malpighiales; Linaceae. The record is from the annotation of a GenBank genome assembly.